Copidosoma floridanum is the source of this 576-nucleotide messenger RNA. RefSeq lists its product as uncharacterized. NCBI's taxonomy places the organism in Eukaryota, Metazoa, Arthropoda, Insecta, Hymenoptera, Encyrtidae. The record is from RefSeq and is a predicted model, not a curated record.
AUGGCCUGUGAAAAGUUGAGCCCAACAGAUCACGCUACUAAAAAUCCGAUGGCGACCGAAGGGCUUCAAAAUCCAAGGAUAGAAAUAAGUGUACCUAAUGCCACUCUUGCGGCUAACAUAUCUUAUUUGUGUGCAAAACCAAAUGUGCCAUUUAAAAAAUCUCAAAAUAAGAUUAAAAGUGAUUCCGCAAAAUGUAGUAAUAAGAAAACAAUUGAAUUCAUCAAUCUAUUCUCUCAACCGGAAUACAAUUCAACUGUUCAACUCAUUAAAAAAUUCGACGAAAUAAAUGAAAAAAAACCGGUGACUACUUCUGAAAAUUCACAAGCAUGCAAGUCUCUUAUUAAUGAAAAGAUUUCAGCUGCUCUAGAGUUUUUACCGACUGAAUCUGUGUACAAAAACUUGAUAAGCCUUUCAAACUAUGAGAAUGAUAAUUUUCCAGUAAAAAUUAUGCGAAGCAAGGAUCCUGAAUCACGAAAUAAGGACAUUAUACCUCAUUUAGAAAACUUUUAUGUACUAAAAUUUAGUGAGGAACGAUUCCUGGUUUCCAGUCCAAUAGGACAUGGAUUAUUAAGUUAA